Molecule: messenger RNA, 2229 nt
Organism: Scleropages formosus (Asian bonytongue)
Lineage: Eukaryota; Metazoa; Chordata; Actinopteri; Osteoglossiformes; Osteoglossidae
Gene: mybl2b
Product: v-myb avian myeloblastosis viral oncogene homolog-like 2b
Exons: 15
Coding region: 227-2161 (644 amino acids)
Biological process (GO): regulation of DNA-templated transcription
Cellular component (GO): nucleus
Molecular function (GO): RNA polymerase II cis-regulatory region sequence-specific DNA binding; DNA-binding transcription factor activity, RNA polymerase II-specific
Source: RefSeq, a predicted model, not a curated record
CUAGCGCGCGAGAUAGAAAUUGCGGCGCGAGAACUGUCGCCCUUCUUCGGGAAAGAAACGCAAACGGCACAUCAGCCAUGAACUGUAGAUAGCAGCCUUUCUCCUUCCCACAGCAAUUAAAAUAAAAACAAUUUCGGAACUGUAUGUCCGACGAGUCCAGAACUGUGGGAUUUUAUAUAAAUAUAUAUUUUUUUAGCAAACAAAGUUGGCUGGAGGUGGCGGGGAAAUGUCCUGGUGGCCGCGCGGCGGUGAGGAGGUUGAGGAGCAAGUGAGUCAGGACACAGACUCGGAUGUGGCUGAGCAGAGAGACAGUGGCAGGGUCAAAGUGAAAUGGACUCAAGAGGAGGAUGAUAAUUUAAGAACUUUAGUUCAGAACUUUGGCCCACAUGACUGGAAGACCAUAGCCAGCUUUUUACCAAAUCGUACAGAGCAUCAAUGUCAGCACCGCUGGUUUAAGGUUUUGGAUCCAGAUCUGGUUAAAGGUCCCUGGACAAAAGAAGAGGAUGAGAAGGUGAUCCAGCUGGUGAAAAAAUAUGGCAACAAGCAGUGGGCUAUGGUAGCGAAACACCUGAAGGGCCGGCUGGGCAAGCAGUGUCGAGAGCGCUGGCACAACCACCUCAACCCUGAUGUAAAGAAGUCCUCCUGGACAGCAGAGGAGGACCUCAUCAUCUACAAGGCCCAUUGUUUUCUGGGCAAUCGCUGGGCUGAGAUUGCCAAGCUUCUCCCUGGGAGGACGGACAAUGCAGUGAAGAAUCACUGGAACUCUACCAUCAAACGCAAGGUAGAGAUGGGCUGCUAUGCCGGAGAGGACAUUUCCUUGACACAGAUUUCUCAGCAGGAUGACAGUGGGGUUACUGUCCACCACAGCAGCGAACAAGAGAUGGAUUUCCAUACUACUACUUUGGACUCUGGCUCAGAAUUGCAAGUCAUAGAAAAGGAUGGUCCUUCCCUCCCCACAUCUGUUCUGAACAUCCAGCCAGCUAAAGCAGCGUCAACUCUGAAAGACUGCUCUCCUCCACUGCUCCAUGAGGGGCCAACAACGAAAAGCGAGUCGGAAGCCUCCCCGGAAUCAACCACUUGGGUGAUAGACAGUGCUGGCUUCCUGUCACCCACAUCUGCCCCUGCUUUGAAGGAGGUCAUGGAGCUAAUGGAAGGGGACCUGGAGGGAUGGUGUGAUUUGAGCGCAUUUGACCUACCAGAGGAGUCCCCAGGCUCCGAGGUGCUGCAGUUUCGUCUGGAGGAGGGAACCUUGCAGGAGCUGAGCCGAGGUAACCGGGGAGAACUGAUCCCCAUUUCGCCCGGCACAGCUACCCCUCCCUCCAUCCUGACCCGCCGCAGCCGUCGCCGUAUCCCCCUGUCUCCGGAUCCCAACGACAGUAUGACCCCCAAGAGCACCCCAGUGAAAAUCCUGCCCUUCUCUCCCUCACAGUUUCUCAACAUGUGGACGAAGCAGGACACCAUAGACUUGGAGAACCCAUCCCUCACCUCUACUCCAGUGUGUAGCCAGAAGGCAAUUGUUACUACUCCCCUGCACCGGGACAAGACUCCGCUCACCCAGAAGGAGAAUUCUGUGUUCAUCACUCCGAAUCAUAAGUCUGAUCUGGAUACCACCCCACGUACUCCAACACCCUUCAAAAAUGCCCUAGAGAAGUAUGGCCCACUGCGACCACUGCCCCCAACUCCAAACCUGGAAGAAGAUCUGAAGGAGGUCCUGCGCAGUGAGGCUGGACUUGACCUUAUUGUGGAGGACAAGACUCCCCCUGAGCAGAAACGCAAGCAAGCACAUCGGCCACCCAUGAAGAAAGUGCGCAAAUCAUUGGCCCUGGAUGUCAUGGACUCCACUGAAACUGUUUCCAUCAGAUUUCAACCGUCAAAGUCCGCUUUCAUACCCAGCACAAAUGCAGAGACAUCAUUGUCAGUCUCUCUGGACUCUUCCUUCUCUGUCAAGAAAGAAGAGAAUGUUUUGGAUCAAGGCUUUAUCCAUGCUCCUACUGAGACUGUCCCAAAUCUUAACCCAGCCCCCCCAGUCCCAAUGUCUCGUGCAUGGGAAGCUGUGGUUUGUGGAAGGACAAAGGACCAGCUGAUCAUGACUGAGAAAGCUCGACGUUACCUGCGUGCGCUGAAACCCAACCCUCCCAAUCGUGCUCUCAUCCUGUCCUAAACCCAGAGUGUAUUCCUUGCCCUAACCAGUCCUAUAACUUGUCAGUCACCUUUCUGGAAAAGAGUUUA